UUUAACACACAAAAGAUAAACUUCCAAACAAGACAGUGCCAAUAAGAGAAAAACUCCAAACAUUCCAUUCUAUUUUCAUUCUAGAAAAAUGAAUGUAUAUAUUCAUCAGUUUCUUCUCUUUCAUAUCAAUCACACUACUUCUUCCAUGCCCUCCAUGAUCUCUCUUCUCCUUGGCUUUGUUGUCUCUUCCUUCCUCUUCAUCUUCUUAUUCAAGAAACUACUGUCCAGACACAACAUGUCUGAAGUUUCUAGGCUCCCCUCUGUCCCAGUGGUGCCAGGGCUUCCGUUGAUUGGGAACUUGCUGCAACUAAAAGAGAAGAAACCACACAAGACUUUCACUAGAUGGUCUGAGCUUUAUGGUCCUAUUUACUCUAUCAAGAUGGGCUCUUCCUCCCUUGUUGUCCUUAAUUCAACCGAAACCGCCAAAGAGGCGAUGGUGACUAGGUUUCCAUCAAUCUCAACAAGAAAGCUAUCAAACGCCUUAACAGUCCUCACUUGCAACAAAUCUAUGGUUGCUACAAGUGAUUAUGAUGACUUCCAUAAAUUAGUGAAACGCUGCAUCUUAAAUGGCCUAUUAGGUGCAAAUGCACAGAAACGAAAGAGGCACUACAGAGAUGCUCUCAUUGAAAACGUGACUUCCAAGCUCCACGCACACACGAGAGACCACCCACAAGAGCCUGUAAACUUCAGAGCUAUCUUCGAACAUGAGCUUUUUGGAGUAGCCUUGAAGCAAGCUUUUGGGAAAGAUGUUGAAUCCAUUCACGUGGAUGAACUCGGUGAGACUUUGUCUAGAGAAGAGAUCUUCAAAGUUUUGGUACACGACAUGAUGGAAGGUGCAAUUGAUGUUGAUUGGAGAGACUUUUUCCCAUACUUGAAAUGGAUUCCUAACAAUAGUUUUGAAGCAAGAAUCCAGCAGAAGCAUAAACGCAGACUCGCCGUAAUGAACGCUCUCAUUCAAGAUAGAUUAAAGCAGAAUGAUUCAGACAUCUCUAAAACUUUCAAACAGGACGAUGAUUGCUAUCUCAACUAUUUGAUGUCUGAAGGGAAGACGCUAACAAAGGAGCAGAUUGCAAUCUUGGUUUGGGAGACGAUUAUCGAAACGGCCGACACUACUCUGGUCACAACCGAAUGGGCUAUCUACGAACUUGCAAAGCAUCAGAGUGUUCAAGAUCGUCUGUGUGAAGAAAUCAAAAGCGUCUGUGGAGGAGAAAAGAUCAGUGAAGAGAAGCUGCCUCUGCUUCCUUAUGUCAAUGCAAUCUUCCAUGAAACGCUUAGGAAGUACAGUCCUGCUCCUCUAGUUCCCAUUCGCUAUGCUCAUGAAGAUACCGAGAUAGGAGGCUAUUAUAUCCCUGCGGGAAGUGAGAUAGCAAUAAAUAUCUAUGGAUGCAACAUGGAUAAGAAGCGUUGGGGGAGGGCAGAGGAGUGGUGGCCUGAGAGGUUCUUGGAUGACAGAUACGAGUUGUCUGAUCUUCACAAGACGAUGGCGUUUGGAGCGGGGAAGAGGGUUUGCGCUGGUGCACUUCAAGCGUCUCUCAUGGCAGGGAUUGCUAUUGGGAGAUUAGUUCAAGAGUUUGAAUGGAAGCUUAGAGAUGGUGAAGAAGAGAAUGUUGAUACCUAUGGUUUGACCUCUCAGAAGCUAUAUCCUCUCAUGGCUAUUAUCAAUCCAAGGUCUUCCUCUUCUUAAGCUGAGACAUCUUCCUUUGAGUUUUUUUUUUUUAGUUUUGAGUUCUGUCUGAAUAUUAUGCAAUCCUAUGUUUGGUUCGGUUGUUUGUUAUAUUCAAGUUUAAACGUUUUCUAGAA
This is a messenger RNA of Raphanus sativus (radish), 1800 nucleotides long. RefSeq names its product ent-kaurene oxidase, chloroplastic. Gene Ontology annotation, molecular function: heme binding; ent-kaurene oxidase activity; iron ion binding. The coding region runs from base 89 to 1684 and encodes 531 amino acids. Gene Ontology annotation, cellular component: chloroplast outer membrane; endoplasmic reticulum. Gene Ontology annotation, biological process: gibberellin biosynthetic process. The transcript has 5 exons. The record is from RefSeq and is a predicted model, not a curated record. NCBI's taxonomy places the organism in Eukaryota, Viridiplantae, Streptophyta, Magnoliopsida, Brassicales, Brassicaceae.